Molecule: messenger RNA, 3749 nt
Organism: Sitodiplosis mosellana (orange wheat blossom midge)
Lineage: Eukaryota; Metazoa; Arthropoda; Insecta; Diptera; Cecidomyiidae
Exons: 5
Coding region: 1188-3356 (722 amino acids)
Source: RefSeq, a predicted model, not a curated record
UGUGUGAGAGAGCACAUAAUGAUUGCAUUUGUACGACAAAUAAAAGCGAAAGGUUGUUUUUCUCAACGAAAGAGACGAAUGGAUGUGUGCUCUUCGGUCAAAUUGCAGUGACAACGAGAGUGAAAACGAAGUCUCUGUGUAUAUUGAUAUUCGGGCGGGCGAAAAAGACCACUGCUAAGCAUUAUAUCAUUAAAAUAUACGAGAAAGAUGCAGUGGCGAUAUCACUACGUUUUGAUGAGCGAAUGAGAGUAUAUAUGUAGUAUAUAUACAUUCAUUGCUGUUGUGUCGUAGUUUUUUUUUCUCUGGUAAACUUUUUUCCCUGUCAGUGGUGUGCGUUUUUUUACUAUUUUGAAUGGGAUGAAAAGUCGGAAAUUCGAAUUUAUUUCGUACACGACAAACAUUAUUAUCAAAUCGACCAUUGUUUUAUCAAGGCCAAUAGGAAAUCAACCAAAAGAAAACCAAACGGUGGUUUAUUGCGAAUUGCGUGCCUUACGCUGUAAUUAAAUGGAAAUGUCACCGUAAAAAUGUGUACUAUUGGCAGAAUAUCCUAAUUAAAUCGGUAUGAUUAAAAAGUUUCUGUUCUUUUGUCUGUAAAACCAGUGAAUAUUUCCACAUUAAAAUGUGAAUAGUGUCGAAAAUUCAAAAAGUUCUAGUUUUGAUUGUGUUUGGUGGGAAAAAAGUGUUUUGGAUUUUUGUUUGUUUGGUAUGCCAUGCACUGUGUUCAUGGUCGCUGGGCGAUAAUUACGUUUAUAUAUUUCUUCAUUUGCCAUUCACAUGUGUUUCGUCGUAUCAUGAAUUUGAAUGUAAAUUUCAGUAACCUCUCGAUUGAGUGCAUUUAUGUUUCAAAUUUCUAUUUGAAAAAAGACUUUCGUCAAUCGAAACACCAUUUCCUCCACUUCCAUGUGACAAAUUGUUUAUAUAUGUGAAACAAUGUUUUCCUCGUCUUUCGAUUUCUUUAUUUUGAGGAACUGAAAUAACAACAACAAACAAUUCAUAAAACAAAUAGCGUUGUUAUGUAAACUGAAGUUGAAUGUUUGUCAUUCUUAAAUUACACCAGUUGCAGAAAGCUAGAGAUAAAAUAAGGAACAAUUAGAAGCACACAUCAAGGCAAACCAAAACCCAUAUAAAUGAAGCAUUCUAAGAGACUCCCUUUCGAAUAGUGCAACCGAACCAAGUAAAAAGUCAAUAUGGAACAAUUUUCCCAUGAUUUGACAUUGGCACUAGAGGAGACGUCACGUGUACGAGCUGGACACUGUUGGGGCGGCCGACGCCGUACUCGUUCGACCGGCAACUUACCAUGUGCACCACAGCCGACGGAAGACAGUUCGAGUCCAGGCGAUGGAAACAUUGAUAUUAAUGAAUGCCAAUCAAAUUCAAUCCUGAGUGAUUCGGAUGAUCGCCAGAAUUUCCAACUUGCGCUGAAAGUGCGACAAACAUGCCUCUUUGGCAACUUUGAAUCCGAUUCACUGAAUGAGAAUUUCAGCCCAACACGACCCAGCACUCGUCGAAAGCGAAAGUUUAAGCGCAUGGCUGUGGAAUACGAAACGACACCAUCGACGCCUGGCAACCCAAAUCCAAAUACAAUGUUUCCGUUGACCGGCAGCAGCACGGUUAAGAAACGGGUUAUGAAACACACAAAUCAGGAGAAUUUCCGGACCGGUCUAUUUUUCUGUGGCAAACGCAAACGAUCACAUCGUGAACGAUAUCACGAUUAUGACCAUUAUCGCUUGCAUUCGAGCAGUGUGCCACGCCAGCGUGAAUUUUUCACACCGAAAAAUUCAUAUUUGGAGUACAAAAAUCGCAGUCGUAACGCAUACGCCAAGCCAUGCGAACGAAUUCUACCGCUGAAUAAAAAUAUUGUGUCGAAAAUUGAGAAAAUCUCACUGGAAUCACUAAACCACAGUGGUGCUAUGAGCUUUGCGCCGGGAAUUGUGACAGCCAACGAUGGUAAGAGUGUGCCGACUGGAUUCAAUUUUGAUUCAGCAUACCUAAAAUGCAGUAGCCAAAAUACAACAACGAACACGAAUGCCGAUGUCAGCCAACAACAGUUGCCACAAGUUCCAGUUGGCCUACAAACGGUCACCCCAUUCACAGCAAAGAGUUUGUCCAUUGACAGUGCAUCGAGUGCCAAUACCAAUAAAAUGCCACAGAAAUCGGGCAGUUUUGAUUCACCGUUUGUCGUUCAAGAUAUUCAACCGGGUGGUGUCGUUCAAUCACCGAUGGUGGACAUUUCGUUGCCGAUUAAAAUCAAAGAAAGUUCACGCAAAGGCCACAACACGUCACGGCACUCGAACCACAAGCGAAAGCAAAGCAAACGAAGCCAGCUGAAAAUGCAAUUCCACGAACAGAAUGGCAUGGAUUGCGGUAACUUGAAUGAUUUCUUGAGCUCGAGCUCGUUGAGCAGCAGUGAUUCUGAGGCGGGCGAAACGAACGAAAGUGAUCGAGAGGGAGAUGAUGAGCUGACCGAUUGGCCAGGCAACGAAGCAAUGGUCAAUUUCGCUUCGAAAAAUGAUUUCAAGCGGGCCAAAUCGGCACGAAGUUCCACCAACAAUAACGCGUCUGGCGUGCAUCAGACGUCUGGCAAUUUGAAGGCACGUUUCACCAACGACGAUUGCAUGGGUCAAGAUGAAGAUACACUCAUGUCAGCUGAUGAACUGCCAACAACAACAUAUGCAUCACAUUUGAGCACAUCACAAAAUCCAGUCAACACUGGAACCACAUUGUUAAACUUGGAAUCGAGCAUAUUUCCGCCAAAGUUUCCCACGUCGCUACAAAAUCGACUGACAUCGAACGAUUCACUAACGCAUUCGUCACCGUCAACAUCGGACAAUCAGCUUACAUCAAAUUCUAGUCGUGUGCUGCGCACCGCUACCUCGUUACCAAUCGACAUUGUUCCACAGAGCUAUCAAAACUUUACGUCUGGCAUUCACACGGCACAGAUCGAAAGCGAAAUGUCUGGUGAAGCUUCGAACCCGUUUUUAGCUUCGCCGAGCAUGGAAGUCAGAGAGAUUCGGGCAGGCUGUCGGCGAAUUCGUGAUGAACGACCGGGUUUUACCAUUUUUAGCAGCGUCAACGAGCAUUUGGCCAGAUUCUUACAAGACUCGCGACAAUCCCAGUUGAUUUUGCCAUACACAAAUACAGAAGAGAACGAUAAACUCAUCGAUUUGGCCAAAUUGUACUCACUCCGCAUUGAGAUAGAAAAUUGUCGAGCCAUUUUCUACAAAACAAUUAACACAACACAAUCGGUUAAAAUCGAUCAAUCGAAUAUGUCGAAGCUAUUCUUGAGUGACUAUAAGCGACGAUGCUAUGGUGCCGAAGCCGGCGAUGAUUCCGAGUCAACCGAAAUGGCUAGCUAAAAAUCUAUUUGGAUCACGCUGUGUGCUGUUCAAGCAUUUAUCUAAAAAUGAUAUUGUAAUUUAGUUUUUUUUUCUGUUGGCCUUUAAUUUUUUUUCUUAAUUGUGUUUAUGUUCUGUACUUUUGAACAGUUUACUGUUCUGUACUUAUAAAACCGAUGGUUUCUUAAAUUAAUUUAGCAAAUGAUUUGAUUAAUUGGAUUUCAAUUUGGUCUAUUGAUUGCAUCUAACAAUCGAUUUUCAUUUGUACCAACUAGAAAUAUGUAAAAAAAAAAUAAAUAUACAUACAUAAAGUACUAUUAUUUUUAUAACUGCAUUACUAUCUAAGCCAUAUGCCAUUUAAAUAAGAUUAUAUGCUGGAAAAUAAUAAAAAAUAAUACAGAAAAUCAGUUAAAA